AUGGAAGACCCGGAAAACAACAGCGGGAGUCGUGGGAGGAGGCAGAAGGGUAUAGUGCGGCUCGUGUUGCCGGAUGGUGGCACGCGCCGAAGUGCGCCGCUGGUUGUUGAGAAGGAGGCUUCGACGUCGCUUCCACCUCCCAAGAAGAUAAGAAGCCCGGAUCGAACCAGCCCGGCUUCCUCGCCGCGGCUUGCCGCCUCCUCCGCCCUGAUCUUUCCCUUCUCUUGCGAGGAUUCCCUGCCCGUUCUGCAUGCACCUUUCUUGCCUCCUUCGGUCGCCGGUCGGUUUCAGCAGCAGAUGAUUUGUUUCGCACGGUGUGAUCCGCAUCAGGUUGGAGCUCAUCCACAUCCUCCAUGGCUUAUGGCCGAAGGAGUUCCCACGAUGAGUCAGCAGCGGCAGCAGCAGAAGCAGAAGUACCAUGAGCAUCUCCUUAAGUACUGGAGCGAAGGACUCAACCUUAGCCCCCGCGGCAACCUGACGGGCCCCGGACUCUUCCGGCCCCCUGUGCCGACGAAGCUUUACCGCGGCGUGAGGCAGCGGCACUGGGGCAAGUGGGUGGCGGAGAUCCGCCUCCCGAAGAACCGCACCCGCCUCUGGCUCGGCACCUUCGACACCGCGGAGGCCGCGGCCCUCGCGUACGACCGCGAGGCGUUCAAGCUCAGGGGCGAGAACGCACGGCUUAAUUUCCCCAACCUCUUCCUCGGCCAAGGGGCUUCUUUCUCUUCCUCAUCCUCUGCUCCUGCCACCCCGGAAGAAACCAACCAACAGCAGCAGGAUGAGCCAAGCGAACCUUCUCAGCUGCAACCCCAAACCGAAGCCCCGUCUACUUCUGCUGCGACCACAGUUGGUGGCACGAGCAUGGCUACGACGCAGACGACGGAGAUGGUCUGGGGAGAGGCCGACGAGGCAUGGUUCAGCACCUGGGGUCCGGGGAGCUACGUAUGGGACGACAUCGACGAAGCUAAUAGCAUACUCUUCCAGUCCCAGCUCACCAGCAUUGCUGAAUCCAACAUUGGCUGCUUGGAUUCCACAGCAUCAACAGCGACAGCAGCACGUCAGGAAACUAGCGCACCCCCUACUUCUUCUCCUUCCCGGUUUACGUGGAAGGAGUGA
This is a messenger RNA of Musa acuminata AAA Group (dessert banana), 1113 nucleotides long. RefSeq names its product ethylene-responsive transcription factor ERF053-like. Gene Ontology annotation, biological process: regulation of DNA-templated transcription. Gene Ontology annotation, molecular function: sequence-specific DNA binding; DNA-binding transcription factor activity. Gene Ontology annotation, cellular component: nucleus. The coding region runs from base 1 to 1113 and encodes 370 amino acids. Lineage: Eukaryota; Viridiplantae; Streptophyta; Magnoliopsida; Zingiberales; Musaceae. The transcript has a single exon. The record is from RefSeq and is a predicted model, not a curated record.